AGAGAGAAGGAGAGAGAGAUUUAAAUCCUGAUCUAUGAACCUUUUUACGUGUGCUUGAUCGAUUCUGAAUCACCUUUGCUUUAACCGACACUAUACAACGUGCAAUGCAUCUUCACGGCCAUACAAAUCCAUGAUACCUAGGAUCAGGAGCUUACAUCGAUGAAAUUUCUAUGUGUCAUAUGUAGACAUGGUAAAUGAGGAUUUUAUUGUCUGGGAAAUUUGAAAUGCCUCGGUAUCAUGGCUUUCCAUGAUGAUGACGACGAUUUCGAGGAGCUACCGGACUUCCAAUUCACGGAAGAUACCAGUGUUGGGGAGGUCGACCUUUUCGAUUAUCCGGAUGAAUCGGGUCAACAUUUACCAAACUAUUCAUUUUCCACCAUUCACAACAAACCCCUGCCAUUUACGACAUUACGGACCAACUGCUGGAUCCCACGGACUGACGUAGAGGUCAAGGUCAUAGAGGCUGAACGAGUGGACGCACAUACCAAACUCUUCAAUCCAAACCUGUACUCUAUACAAGUCAAACACGGCACAUUCCAAUGGACAGUGAAGCGUCGCUACAAACACUUUGCCAACUUACAUCAGCACUUACGACUGUUCCGAAUGAAGCACAAAUUUCCCGUCCCAAGCAAGGCUCACAAAGAAAGGAGGCAGUCUCUCCACGGGACGAGAAAAGUUCCACGGUUUCCCAAAAAACCCGACAUAAUGGUCCGCACAGAGAAAGACUAUGAUAAACGAAAGCGGCAUCUAGAGGACUACCUACAGGCCCUUGUCAGCAUCAGUGUGUACAGAAACCAUAUAGAAACAUUGAAAUUUUUCGAGGUGAGCCAUUUGUCUUUCAUUGACAAGCUUGGCCAUAAGAGGAAGGAAGGUGUAUGGCUGUUUCUAAAAGAUUCCUUCCUGGCCUAUGUCCGUCCCAAGGACGGGGUUAUCUGUGAUGUCAUGUUGCUGGAUGCUGAUUUUUCUGUGGAGAAUGGGUUUGGAUUAACUGGGGCCAAACAUGGACUGCAGAUUGUAAAUCUUAAUAGAUGUCUGUUGGCUAAGUGUUGGACAGGACGGAAGGCUGACGAGUGGCAGGCAGCCAUUGAGGACGUUGCUAAGACCACUGGGAAGGAUUAUGCUAGGGUGUCUAGGUUCGAAGCUUUCGCUCCGAUACGGGAAAAAAGUUAUGCUCAAUGGUUUAUAGAUGGGGAUUCCUAUUUCUCGGCAGUUGCAGAUGCACUAGAGGAGGCCAAAGAGGAAAUUUUCAUUUCAGAUUGGUGGCUCAGUCCAGAGAUAUACAUGAAAAGACCCAUCACAGAGGGAAACAAAUGGCGCCUAGAUAGCAUAUUACGAAGAAAAGCGUUAAGUGGAGUGAAGAUCUUUGUGCUGUUGUACAAGGAGAUGACGAUCGCUGUCAACUUGUCUAGUUCCUACAGUAAACACACACUGGUCAACCUGUGUCCAGAGAACAUCAAGGUACUCCGUCACCCGGACCAUGGAGCAGGGGGUGUCCUGCUGUGGGCCCACCAUGAGAAGAUUGUGGCGAUCGACCAGAAGGUGGCCUUCCUGGGGGGUCUGGAUCUGUGUUACGGACGCUGGGACAACCACACCCACCCCCUCACAGAUUUAGGGAGUAUAACAUAUGAUGUCACCAACCAGAAUGUGAUGGAGAAACAGGACAGCUUACCUGUAUCUGAAGCAGAUGACCAUGUAUUUGCCCAGAAAAGUAAUGUAAAUGUGAAGUCAGAGGACAUUAUAGAGGAUCUCAACGGCAUUACCUUAAAUAUAACUCCACCAAGUCCUAAACUGGGAAAAUCUGACAGUGACCCGGAAUGUGUGUGUGGUCGAGAUAGGACAGGCACUAAUGAUAGUGACAAAAGUUACGACAAUCAGUCACUAGAGGCAGAGGAUACAGAGAAUCUGAUUGGUUCAGGAUCUCACAAUCAGACUGUUGUUACGGCAACGGUGCACUCUGACCCUGCAGCUAGUGAAACAAAGCCUUGUGAAAAAAGCUCUGCAGACAGGAACAGUACCUUAGAGGCAUCAUCAAAAAGAGACAGUGGUGUAGAGGAAAAGGAGGAAUCGGAUACUGAAUCAGUGAAAGACAAAAAAUUUAUAUCCCAAUUUUAUGUGAAAUUUUUAAAUCCCACAACAGAGCACGCAGAGAAGUACAUGGAGAGAGAGUCAGAUGAAGACUACCCUGUGAUCAGUGAAGAUUCGGAUAAUGUGUACACUAUGAGUGCCAAAGAUGUCACAGAGGCAUUACAUCGAAAAAGUGGGAAGAGUUUUAGAGGGAAAGACGAGAAGGCUCGAGUGCAUUUCUCUGGUGAUGGUGCUGGAAGAGAUUCUGAGGCUAUAUUUGAUUCCGCGGAAAAAGAUGAUAAUGAAGGUGUAGAGAUUAAAGGAUAUCAUAAACUUAACAGUGAAAAUCAGAGUAGUUUUAGAGAAAAUAACAGGGCAGCGAGUGAUUCUCACUUAACUAGUCAAAUUGUGCGUAGUCCUAGUGCCAGAGAAAGCAAGUCUGAAUCUACACAAGAGACUGCUGACCAGGACAAGGGAACAAAGAAAGAGAGCUGGGCCCUGAGGAAGUUACGCCGGACACUAAGUCAUGGCCACGAGCGGAAUAACAACCUAAAUAUCAACACGGGGGAACAAACGGAGGAUAGCGGGCCGCAUUCACCGACAGCGUUAAAUCGGUGGAAACUAGUCCUGAAUGUCCAGAAGUUCCAGUCAGCGGUCAAACAACAACAACAGGAACCGGUCCCCUUCCCCAAGGAAAAGAAACCCCUCACACCGAAGAUUAGUAAGCUGUUCCAUUUGGAUAGAUCCAGUAGAGACAGUUCAGUUGACCUAAAAGACAGCCUUGAGAAGCCAGCAUUGAUACAAAGAACCAAGAGUGAGAUUGCUAUAGAUGAACUAGGUCUCAAGGGAUCCUCUAAACUCUGGAUUGGCAAGGAUUACUGUAACAACAUACACAAGGACUUUGUGGAUCUUAAUGCUCCAUUUGAAGACUUCAUUGAUCGAUAUAAAACUCCACGAAUGCCUUGGCAUGACAUUGGAGCGGUGGUGUAUGGGAAGGCAGCUAGAGAUGUUUCAAGGCAUUUCAUUGGUCGAUGGAACAUAACUAAGCAAGAGAAAUGUAAGAACAACAAGGAUUUUCCUCUGUUGUUGCCCAAGGCUUAUGCUCAAGAUAAUACUCUUCCUCCAUCUAUAACUGGGUCAUGUCAAGAGGUCAAAACACAGAUUUUGCGGAGUUUAAGUGGUUGGUCAGGUGGCAUUAAAACUACUGAGUGUUCUAUACAGACUGCUUAUCUACAUUGUAUUGAGAGUGCCAAACAUUACAUUUACAUUGAGAAUCAAUUCUUCAUAACUCGAGUUAGAGAUAAAUCUGUGAUUAAAAAUAAAAUUGGAGAUGCCUUGUUCAACAGGAUUAUCAGAGCUCACAGGAAUGGAGAAAAUUUCCGUGUGUAUGUGGUCAUGCCAUUACUUCCGGCCUUUGAGGGGGACAUAGGGGGAGAUGGGGGGUACACCAUCAGGACGGUCACACAUUAUACCUACACUUCUAUCUCCAAAGGACCCUAUUCUCUCUGGGAGAGGCUCUCAAAGGAAGUUCUUGAUCCCCUGAAGUACAUAGUAUUCUGUGGAUUACGAAAUUAUGAUGAGCUCUCCUCCAAACCGGUAUCGGAGUUGGUGUAUGUCCACAGUAAGCUUUUUAUCGCUGACGAUGAUACCGUCAUUAUUGGCUCCGCCAACAUCAACGACCGCAGUCUCCUUGGAGACAGGGACAGCGAGAUUGCUGUCAUGGUGCAGGAUAUCCACAAAAAGGAGACAAAGUUCGCGGGCAUUCCUCACCUGGUUGGGAGGUUCGCUACCUCGCUACGGAAAUCUCUCUUCAGUGAACAUAUGGGUAUCCCUGAAGGUGACCCUGUCCUAGACGACCCGGUCUGUGAUUCGUUCUAUAAAUCUGUGUUCCUCAGACGUGCCACGGUCAAUACAAGUGUCUUCCAAAAGGUGUUCAAUUGUAUCCCAUCUGAUUUGGUUUUGAGCUUUACUGAACUGAAUCAACUAAGCUCAGAGAAAACUCUGGCUGAAACUAAUCCAGAACAGGCACGUAACGAACUGAAAAAGAUCCAAGGCCAUGUCGUGCUCUUGCCAUUACACUUUAUGGAACAUGAAAGUAGUCUUAUACCCUCAGUGGGAAUGGAAAUGUUUUUGCCUGUGGAUGUCUGGAUUUAAAUGCAAUUUUUUCAUGUUGAUGUGUGGAUUUAAAGGCAUUUUUUCUUUGCCUUUUUGUCUGUGUGAAAAUGUUCUUGUGUGUGCAGCUGAAGAAAAUAUGCAGUUCAGUGCAUAUAAUGCAUCAAGCCUUACUACUGCAAAUCAAAAUGUAGCAAAAGAUGGAUUGUUAGCAUGGCAACUAAAUACCCAUAUAAAUAUCUAGUCAACAUUUGAGUAGGGACCUGCAGGUGCCCUAUAGUAUUCAUAAUGUCAGUUUGCCUGUCUGUAUUUUUUUCUUCUUAUCAUUUUGAUCUGAUAACUUGAGUGCAUGAGCCUCUCAAGUUUUUCAUCAACAGCACCUUCAGAUUUUGAGUUCUCUUAGUCAAAAGUUGGUCUACAGUAGAUAUGGCCAUAACACCCUCUUAUCUUUAAUGCAACUUUAAAUGGUCAAAACCCAUUAUUUCUAAACAUGUUGGACCAAAGAAAAAAAACUCAGAUUUCUGAAGGUUCGUUAAAAUAAUGAACAUAUAGACAAUGCGGUUUGGACUUCCAAGUCUGAUAUAUCCAUGAUAUAAAAGAGUUCAACUUUUGAAAUGCACAUGUACUGAAAUUCAAGUGUAUUUACAAGCUAAAUAAAGAAAACCAAGUACAUUUUUAAUGACUUGCACAAUAGUCAAGCUCAAAGCUAUUGAUAUGACAAUUCUUUUGCAUUAAGAUAUUUUGUAACUUAGAGAUUUCAUUUUUUUUUUCAUACAUGUAGAUUGGGAGAAUGUCUUGGGAAAGACUCAUGUAGAUUUGAGUGCUUCAUAGUCAUGGGUUAAACUCAGAGAUUAAUAUAAUUUAUUAUAUGACUUUGCCAGGUUUUAAUUUAAUUUUUUUCCCAGUGAAAUAUGAAUUAUUUGAAAUUUUUAAAAAUAAAAAAAAAUCCUUAUGUUCAAAUUUUUGUCUCGAUGCAGUUGAUAUUUUCUCUGUAGUUGCUCUAUAUUGACAUCAUGUGACUAUGCACUCUGCUAUGUUCAAUCAUUCUGCUUUGAACAUUGUUAGUUUUCAAGUUAUCUAUUUAUUGCCUUGUGCUUCAGUGUGCUUUAUUUAAUUUAUUCAUCACUGAACAGCAGGGUAGACAAAAAUUAAAACUCUUAUGUACACAGAGGUGAUUUUUUUUAACUGUAUAUAUGAAGUAUUUGCAAAUUGACUAUGCAUUAUUUAUUCUUAUGAUAAGAUUUCUCAGGUAGUUUGAAAGUUAUAUUUAUCAAAAUAUAGAUACUGAAUGUGGUGUAUAACUUGCAAAUAUUUUUGUAAUUUUAUUAUAAGUACUUUUAUGUUUUAUGACACACUUUUAAAGGUUAUUGUUAUCUGUUGAAGCCCCAAAGUUGAUCGAUUGUUAUAAAAGUUGUUAAUGAUAUAAGUCCACUUUUUCUUCUCCAAAACAGAUUUGAGAUUUGCACAUGCAAAAAUCCAGGAAAUCUUAAGAAUAAUUUGUCCCUCAACACAACAUAAGUUUUGAAUUUUUAAAUGCAAUCAAACCUUGUUAGGACAGAACACUUGUGUUUCCUAGUAAUUUUUCUUGAUUAGAUAAGCAUCCAGUUUACUGAAACGUGUCAACUGGUAGAUCUAAAUAAAUAUAAAUUCUGUUUCCUGCAAAUCUUUCUAGAAGAUAAGGCCCUCAGAUUUUUUUUUAUUUAGAUUUUUGAGUCUUUUUGAAAAGUUAAACCCCCCCCCCAAAAAAAAAGAAUUAACACAGCAGGUCUAGAUUUAUGUACAGGAUAUAAUUACUAAUUGUGACAACAUUCCAUUAACAUAGAGGCUUUUUUAUAACAUCUGAUUCAAUAGACUUUUAUUUUCUUUAACUCCAUUAUUAAUUUUUUAGAUUUUUAUCUGAGAACUAAUAAAGGUUUACAGUAGACAUAAUUCUUCAUGCUGGGAUUCAUUUGGCUUUGAAGUUGUUGUUAUUGUUGACAAUACACAAGUUACAGGUGGAGACAAAUCCUGGUCUUGAAGACUAUUUUUCAAGACCACAUCAUCAGGGCAGUGUCUUACAUUCCUACAAUUUUUUUUUUAUUGGUAUUUAUAAAUAAUGUAAUUGUAGUAUAUGUAGUAACUCAUAUUUCUAUUUAUCACUAAUUAGGUAUAAUGUCUGAUAUACUUAUAUGCCUAAAGUGUAGGUGUAUUUUAUCAACCUUUUUAUGGGGUCAAGGUCAGGGCAAUAUAAAUAGCCAUUAAUAGCUGUUGGUGCAUAAAGUUGUUUGAUUGUUUAUGAGAACCACUUGCCGAAGUUACAGCCAGUCUUAAUGGGCAGUGCAUAAUAAGGGCUACACUAAAUUAAGUCCAGCUUAAAUUGCUCUGUCCAUGUAAAAAUCAAAAUGUAGAAUUGAGGUAGAUUACAAAUCCCAGAUGACAUUUGCAUCCUUAGAAACAAUUUUGCAAAUCUCAAAUGAAUUUUAUCUUAAAUUUAUUGCCCUUUCGCUGUCACACAUUUUGAUGAAAACUAAUUUUUAGAAAAAAUUUUUGAAAAAUUAUCGUACUAGUGAAAUUUCUGUUGAAAAGUCCAAGAUCAGAGAUGAAUUUGUUUGUUUCUAUAUGUGUUAUGAAUAUUUAAUAAUUAUUGGAGUCAGGGUAAUUAAGCAUGUAUAUAAAUUUCAUUGAAAGCAGAAUGCUGGAAUUGUGUCGUUUUCAUCUCUAUUUCUUGCAGAAUUUUCAAGCUCUUUACACAUUGGUGUAGCAAAUUCUGAAUGCCAAAAAUUUGCAUGUAGUCAUGUAUUUAUUGAUAUUUUACAUGUCAUGUAUUUCUUUUCUUGAUCAUCAUCAUCGAAUGAACUGUAAAUGAGCAAGAUUGCAAGGCUUGAUUCUGUUUUUACAUGGUAUGUACAAUGAGGUUAAUGUACAGUGUAUUUUUCAUGAAGACAUUUGAAUCAUAAUGUAUUAAUUUAGAUACAUGUAUAUUAUACCAAUACUCUUUCUCAGUAUUUUUUGAAAGGAUUAUGACAACAGUUAAGAAUGUUUAGUCUGAAAUUAUAUUCUUCUUUUGAAUAUUCAUAGAAAAACGACAAGAGAGAGGCAUCAUGCUUAUGCAGUUUGCUCAAGUUUUUCAUGUGCCAUUCCACAAAGUGACCAAGGUACAAAGUCAGGUUCAUUGUACAGUACAUGAAUGUUAAAAUACAGAAAUAUAAGACUUACUAGUGUAAGAUUGUACAUCUCUA
Molecule: messenger RNA, 7394 nt
Organism: Saccostrea cuccullata (small rock oyster)
Lineage: Eukaryota; Metazoa; Mollusca; Bivalvia; Ostreida; Ostreidae
Product: phospholipase D1-like
Exons: 26
Coding region: 238-4218 (1326 amino acids)
Biological process (GO): phospholipid catabolic process; regulation of vesicle-mediated transport; intracellular signal transduction
Cellular component (GO): intracellular membrane-bounded organelle
Molecular function (GO): phosphatidylinositol binding; D-type glycerophospholipase activity
Source: RefSeq, a predicted model, not a curated record